Daktulosphaira vitifoliae (grape phylloxera) is the source of this 687-nucleotide messenger RNA. RefSeq names its product 60S ribosomal protein L12 (gene RpL12). Gene Ontology annotation, molecular function: structural constituent of ribosome; large ribosomal subunit rRNA binding. Gene Ontology annotation, biological process: translation. The transcript has 6 exons. The record is from RefSeq and is a predicted model, not a curated record. Lineage: Eukaryota; Metazoa; Arthropoda; Insecta; Hemiptera; Phylloxeridae. Gene Ontology annotation, cellular component: ribosome; cytosolic large ribosomal subunit. Bases 136 to 633 code for a protein of 165 amino acids.
CUCAUUUUAUAAGUAUGGUCAUUUUGCCAUCGGACUCGAUUUUAAUAUUGCAUGUUCGUCAAUAAAUUUGUUAAAUUUAUUUUAUAUUUUUAUUAAAGUUAAUUUUAUUUUGUAAGCGUUUAUUUUAAAAUCAAAAUGCCGCCCAAGUUUGAUCCAAAUGAAGUUAAAGAAGUAUUUAUGAGAUGUGUUGGUGGAGAAGUUGGUGCGACAUCUUCACUUGCUCCUAAAAUUGGUCCUUUGGGUUUGUCUCCAAAGAAAGUGGGUGAUGAUAUUGCCAAAGCUACCUCUGAUUGGAAAGGUUUGAAAAUUACUGUAAAACUUACUAUUCAAAACAGGGUAGCUACAAUUUCUGUAGUACCAUCAGCAUCAUCUUUAGUAAUUAAAGCUUUGAAAGAACCACCUCGUGAUAGAAAGAAGGUCAAAAAUGUGAAACACAAUGGGAAUGUCACUAUGGAUGAGAUAAUUAAUAUUGGUAGAACGAUGAGGUCUAGGUCUAUGGCUAGAACAUUAGCUGGAACUGUCAAAGAAAUUUUAGGUUCAGCUCAGAGUGUUGGGUGCACAGUUGAUGGUAAACCUCCACAUGAUAUUAUUGAAGCAAUUGAUGAUGGUUCUGUUACCAUCCCUGAAGAAUAAUUGUAAUUUUAUUUUGUAAUUGAUGACAAAUAAAUAUGGAUUAUAUUAAAUUAA